This is a messenger RNA of Protopterus annectens (West African lungfish), 5832 nucleotides long. RefSeq names its product bromodomain containing 9 (gene BRD9). Lineage: Eukaryota; Metazoa; Chordata; Ceratodontiformes; Protopteridae. The transcript has 18 exons. Gene Ontology annotation, biological process: regulation of transcription by RNA polymerase II. Bases 97 to 2127 code for a protein of 676 amino acids. Gene Ontology annotation, cellular component: nucleus. The record is from RefSeq and is a predicted model, not a curated record.
AUGUGUCAGAGGUCGUGAUACGCCAAAACACAGUGAUGGCUUCCCUUGUGUGGAAUUCAGGAUAGCUAAUUAUUUGGAUGAGCUUUGUGGUAAGAAAUGGGGAAGAAGCACAAAAAGCACAAAUCAGAAUGGCGAACCUUUGACGAAUUUUCUGAAGACAAACCACCAGAGAAGCGUCUGAAGCUUGUCCUAAAAGUUGGAGGAAGUGAAGUCACUGAACUUUCAGGCUCCGGGCAUGACUCUAGUUACUAUGAUGACCGAUCAGAUCAAGAGCGUGAGCGACACAGAGAGAAGAAAAAGAAGAAGAAAAAGAAGUCUGAGAAAGAAAAAGACAAGCAUGUUGAUGAUGAAGAGAGGAAAAGACGAAAAGAAGAGAAGAAGAAAAAACGUGAAAAAGAGCAAAAUGAAAGCGAGGUGGAAGCUGAUGAGUUUGACCCAGGGAAAAAAGUGGAAGUUGAACCUCCUCCAGAUAGGCCAGUCAGGGCUUGCAGAACUCAGCCUGCUGAAAACGAAAGCACUCCCAUACAACAGUUGUUAGAACACUUUCUUCGUCAGCUACAGAGGAAAGACCCUCAUGGAUUUUUUGCACUACCAGUGACAGAUGCAAUUGCACCUGGCUAUUCAAUGAUAAUAAAACAUCCUAUGGACUUCAGUACAAUGAAAGAGAAAAUUGCGGCAAAUGACUACAAGUCUGUCACAGAGUUUAAGGCUGAUUUCAAGUUGAUGUGUGACAAUGCAAUGACCUACAACAGACCAGAGACUGUAUACUACAAGUCAGCUAAGAAAUUGCUACACACAGGCUUUAAAAUGAUGAGCAAAACUGGCUCAGCAGGUGGAACCCCUCUCCUCCUGGCUCCCAUGAUGAUGAUGAUGACACAGUCUGAAAGAGUUACACAGGAACGGCUGUUAGCUUUGAAGCGCAGCAUGUCGUUCAUGCAGGACAUGGAUUUUUCUCAGCAGGCAGCUCUUUUGGGGGAUGAAAAUACAGCAAUUGAGGAGCCCAUACCAGAAGUCGUUCAAGUUCCGGUAGAGAUCACAAAGAAAUCGAAGAAGCCGUCCAAGGAAAUCAUUAGUACUAGUUACCUGUAUGAACCAGAAGGCAAUGCGUGUAGCUCUACAGACAGCACAGCUGAAGAACAUGUCCUAGCUUUGGUGGAGCACGCUGCGGAUGAAGCUCGAGACAGACUUAACAGAGCCUUAUGUAACAGUAAGAUUGGUUACCUGAGAAAAGAAGGAGAGGGACCCUUGAUGUACACUGUUGUGAAUCAGUCUGACCCAGAUGCAGAAGAGGAGGAGACAUACCCAGUCGAUAUUAGCUGUCUGUCAAACAAAUUGUUGCCUGGCUUCACAACCCUAGGUUUCAAAGAUGAACGGAGAAAUAAAGUUACUUAUUUAAGCAGUGCGUAUACUGCACAGUCCCUGCAGAAUAAUACAGUCUUCCCUGACUUGAAAGCUGAUGAGAUGGAUUUGUUGUAUUCUGCUUAUGGUGAUGAAACUGGAGUGCAGUGUGCUCUGAGUUUACUAGAGUUUGUCAAAAACUGUGGAACAUAUACUCAGAAGAGAGUAGAUGACUUGCUUGAUCAGAUCACUGCUGGUGACCAUUCAAAAUCCAUCCGACAGAUAAAACAGAAAAGAAAUAUUCCAAUAAAAUCCCAAGAAGAAAGCAAACCAGGUGUUUCUGAAAUUCAGAUGCCACCCACACUGGUGAAGGAAGAGUUACGAUUACAGCCUUCUUGUCCAGACUCUAAACAGAUCAUCGAACCUGCUGUGAGUACCUCUCACCAUGUUUUGGAUUUCUUGCCUAUGAAGUCAUAUUCAGAUGUUUCUCUUGAUAUCGCCAUGUUAAAUCCACUAGGAAAAUCAGUGAAGAAAGAGGAUCAUGAUGAUAACCAUUUGAAUUUAGAUGAAACAACUAAAUUACUGCAAGAUCUUCAUGAGGCUCAGACAGAUCGGGUUGGAUCAAGGCCUUCCUCCAAUCUGAGUUCCCUCUCCAACUCAUCAGAAAGAGAUCAACAUCAUCUAGGAAGUCCUUCACGACUCAUCAUUGUAGAACAGCCAGAGCUGGACCAUGACCCCUACGAAUUUCUUCAGUCUCCAGAAGAACCUCCUAAUUCUGUCAAUAGUUGACCAUAUGCCAGCCUUCUUAGUGGUCUACAGUUGCAGAGUUUUUGCCACACAGCAGAAACGUCUAAUUUGUCCUGUUCUGGACAGUAAACAUAACUGACUGGUUUACUGGGUGACAGUACUGCAGUUUAUAUAAGUAUUAUGCGGAAUGCUAUUCUGUGGCUCUCCCUAGAGAGGGGAACGACAGAUGGGCACAAAACAUUUUGUAUUAUAUGAAUAGUAAAUGACAGGAAUUGUGUUAAUUAGUACAGCUUUUAUUUUUAUUGGGAAUAUUAAUCUAGUUAAUUAUUUUUUGUAAUAAUAGUUGAACUGUUGCAUGAAAUGUAAUGGUUUGUUAAGGCCCAUUGAGUGUGACAGUUGUGCUGCAACUCAUAACGCGGAAAGCAGUCUUAGGGUGCUGUGUGUGCAACAAGGAAGGAAGAGAUAAUAACUUAUAAAACUACUCCUCUAUCCAAACAGUACCUUGCAUUUCCCAUUAAAUUUUUAGAAAGACUGGACUCUUGUAUUCGGUAAAAUCAUGAUCUGGCAGCAUGGAAUUCAAGAAUAUUUGCUAAACUUGUCUUAGGCAUUACAGUUUUCUGUACACUACAAAAGCAGUAUGUGAUCCUGUGAUUAUCAUAUUAAAAAAAAAUCCCAGUAAUAUAAUGUGACUUGCAUAUAUACUUAUAACAGCCUACAUAGUUCCUGAUCUACCUUAAGAUGAGUAGGAGGAGAAGGACAGAAACAGGGGUCUUGUUUUAUAGACCCUUGAAUGGGUCUGAGCAGCACACUGAAUUGUUUCAUUAUUUUACAUGCAUCUGGAACCCAGUAAAAAAGGGAGUACUAGAUUUGUGUAGCCUUGAGAGGCAAGAGGCAGCUGUUUACUGUGAAGGUAGGACUGAUACUGCCUUCUUGUGUUGCCAGAAGAUAAGUUUGGUUAAAUUUUUAUUUUUAUUUUUGUAUUUGUCAAAUAUAUUUAUGUAAUUGCAUAAGAUUGUUUACUGUGAAAAAUACAUUUUGUUUGAUUUGUUACAUAUUUUCAUUAUACACAGAAAUUUGAAAGUUUCCAUCUUGUUUAAAAAGUGUAUAUGUACAUUAUUAAAUUAAUAAUGACCAAAGAGCCAGUCUUUACCUGGCAGCAUGUAUUCUUUUUAAAGUUGCACCUUGGACUGACCCUUACUUGACUGGCCCUUUGAACAGGCAGUAUUUAGUCUUAAUUGCCUGAGGAUUUAAUCUUAUUGCAGUUUUGAGUCUAUCCACAGUCAAGAGUUUUAUGUACAUAAACUUUUUUUGUGUUGCUACUGUUUUUAUAUUCAUGUCUGCCCACUGGGGCCUGUUGAGUAUGCCACAUGCAUUAUGUUGUACACCUGUUGUAUUAUAUUGGCAGUGGUGCUGAUGUGGCCUAAAGAUUAACUGACUCGAAAUGUAACAUUAAAUGGCAUAUAGCACAUACUGUACUUCAGCACUUGAUCAUGCAGUUUUGACAAGUUUGUCAGUUAGCAGUCAGUCACUGAGCUGCGUUUGCUCACUACAAGUUCAGUUUAAUAAGUAGUAAGUUGACAAGACUAAGAUGUCCUUGCAAUGCAGUAUUUUAGUUCAAAACAUGAUAAUUUGUUUCAGAAGUAUUUUUUGAAUAAUUUGUUAGUAUCCCCUUAGCCUUCAUCAAUCUUUCACUUUGCUUUAUUACUGCCGAUACCUGUGUUACUUACAGUUUGUGUUGGUAGUGUUUUGCUAAAUGUUAUUGUUAAAUCUUUCUUUACAGUGCAGUGGUGACAUAUACCGUUUAUGUUCCCUCAUUUUCCAUGUAGUACUUUUAUAAAUUCUAUUUAAAGCCCAUUGGCUUUGACACAUUGCAUGAAACCUUUAUAUUGUUGUUCAUGUUGUAGACCUCUCUUUUAUAUACUGUAAAAUAGCUGUGUUGUAUAUGUUGUAAAGUCUGUGAAGCCAUCAUGUUCCAUUUUGAUCCAAAGCAAUAGUGUGUGACCAUUUGCUUGUCUUUGCAUCUAGACAUACAUAUUGUAUUGUUAGGCUCUUUGUCAAUUUUGAAUGUAAUUUUUUUUACAGUAAUAAUAUUUGUUAGUAUACAAGGUAAUAUCUUACAUGUUCCAUUCUAUCCACUUUAACAACAGGACUAGAAGCCUCGAGCAGCAGUCCCACUACAUAUUUGAGACUCUCCCAUGCUCAAAACUUCAUGUUGUUCCCACAGUGUACCACUUCUCUCCAUCUCUGCAGAUCUUGUUUAUUGCAUUUGCUACUUGUACUGAGAGGUGCCCCCAGACAUUGUCUUCUAGUUGCUGGACUAAGUCAAAAGCCAGAUUUUUUUAUAAUCAUUAGAUCACUGGCCUACUAAUUAUUGACCAGAUUUUCUUCCUGCCAUGGUCAUGCUCAUGUUACCAUUUUGUGUAACUGCUUCUUCAGUCACCUUCUUUGAAUUCAGUGAUUAUUUAUGCUAACAGAUGUGUGCUAGUUGGCGCUUUGUGUCUGCUGGUAGACUUUUCAUCUGUCAUUGACUUUCUUGGAUGCUUCUUAUUGACUGUAAUAUAAAGACAAGGUCAUAGGUUUCCAGUGUGUACUACAUGUGGACACAAAAUUUGCCCGCAGGACGUGCACACCUUAUGAGAAGUGUGUUUUGGGGAUGAAAUAUCUGGAGGCUACCAAUGACAUUUGUGAACAUUUUAGAACCUGAACUUUGCAGAAGUGAAAAAUUAAGCCUAUUUGUAAGGGUUAGUUGCACAGUGAUUGUACUUAGGACUAAAAAGAAAGCUUGAGAAAUGUGAGAUCCAUAUAGAUACUGUCAAAUCUUCUCUCUCAGCUCCAGAAUUGUUUUCCAAAAAGAAAUGUAGUGCCACUAGUUCCCUGUGAUACAUCUUUGUAGUGGGACUCUUAGUUUGAUAUUGCUAUGGUGCAAGACCAACAAGGAAAAGAUAGUUUCUUACCUAAGAAAGAACUUUCUAAGUAUUUGGAGUCCAAAUAUUUUUCUCUCUGUCCAUUCCUCCUGGUCUGUCCACAGUCCGGCCACUGCUUUGACUGUGGAUUGGCUGAAAACAGUGAGGGCCCUUGUUAAGCUGCAUGUUGAGAUGGGUUUCUUCACUUCUAACUCUGUUUCAAUGGAAGCAAAAGAAGGAACCUUCUGUUUCCAGGGCAGAAAAAGAAGAACAUUAUCCUUUUCUAGUAUGUUUCCUCAAGCCAUGUUUUGGUGCUAGUUGCUUCAAAACCGAGGAUUCUUUUGCUGACUCCCAUUCUGACAUCAGUGUCAUCUCUGUUGUGCACCAUAAUUUUUUUCUACUCUGUUGACCUCAGUGCACAGUUUUAUGGUUCAGAAUGUUACUAGGGUCCCAGGCACUUGACACCAACAGGUCUGUGCCAGUCUCAACUCAGAUGACCUUAGAGGUCCUUUUUUGCUGCCAAAAUCAUUAACAGCUGAUUUGAACCUGAGAUAGUCCCAAAGGUACCCAACCAACAGCUGCACUACAGCUAGCAGUCCUGUUGUUGAUGUGGAUGAGUGUAGAUCAUGAAAAUGUAACAUUAUGGUAAGUACAUAGCUUUGAUGUUGUGGUUGUUGCUUUAUCUCUGCGAUGCACUUGAAGAUCUGAGUGAUUUAUUAUCCUGUCAUUUUUAUGGUAUUUUCAUAUCGUCUGAGUUCUCCCAUAACUAUUACGUGUAAAUAUUUUUCUAUUGUCAGGUGAAGUUAACAUAUUUUUGUUAAUAAAAUAUUUUGUUUUAUUAAUA